Messenger RNA from Microdochium trichocladiopsis, 1444 nucleotides. RefSeq lists its product as uncharacterized. The transcript has 2 exons. Bases 412 to 1173 code for a protein of 253 amino acids. The record is from RefSeq and is a predicted model, not a curated record. Lineage: Eukaryota; Fungi; Ascomycota; Sordariomycetes; Xylariales; Microdochiaceae.
CUAGACCAGCAAAGCUUGUCAAACCUAAUUACAAGACCGCCCGCGAUGUCAACAGCAACGGGACAACAGCAGGGGGUUCGCGGCUGCCCAGCAGUCGUCCCACACUAUGACGUGCACAAUCUGCUUCAAGCUCUAGACCGCAUCGCCAACCGGGACUUUUGCCCUUGGAGGCCAGGCCCGCCGUAUGAACAACAGGCUUGGGCGGCGUAGCUGUCUGCAUCGACGAUGUCUUCACGAGGUGUGGCCUGGAGGGUAUAUAGCUCUCAGGAAUCAGCCCUCUCUGUCCCACGAAAUUCUUCUCACCAUCACCAUCAGUGACAACUCUCCCAUCAACGACGAUCCUCGAAGCCGGACCAGCUCAACCAUCUCUCCAGACAGUCUUCCAGUCUUCAGACAAUCAAUACCGCCAACAUGAAGUUCUCUACUCCCCUUCUUGCCACCAUGGUCGCUGCCCAGGCUGAGGACCCCGUCAACUCGCUUGCCUCCGAGAUCGCCGCUGCGGCCUCCGGAUUCCAGGCCCAGUACACCAGCCUGCAGAGCUGGAUCGCCGAGCAGCAGAGCGCCGUCACUGCUGUCGGCCCCGCUGCCAGCGCCGCCUACGCCUCCAUCUCCUCCGAGGCCGCCAACGUCCAGGGCAGCAUCGUCAGCGAGAUGAGCGAGGUCUAUGCCACCCUCACCGGCGCCAUUGGCCAGGCCACUUCUUACAUUGGCGGUGCUGCAUCCACUGCCGAGGGUGUCGUCGGCGCCAUCUCGUCCUCCGUCGAGUCCGCCAUCGGCGAGGCCUCCUCUUCCUACGAGGGAGUCGUCGGCGGCAUCUCAUCCUCCGCCGCCGGUGCCAUCGGCUCCGCCUCGUCUGGCUUCGAGUCGUACCUCAACUCGAUCACCCAGUCCGUCUUCCCCACCGUCACCAACUCUAUGAGCUUGACCACCUCCGUCUCCGGCAGCGGGUCCGCCUCCCAGACUCCCGGCCCGAGCGAGUCUUCGGCUUCUGCCUCCGCCUCCGUCUCCGGCAGCGAGACCGAGAGCUCCAGCGGUCCCGCCGAGACACAGUCGUCCACAACCAGCUCCGGCACUGCUGCUCCCUCCGUCCCCACCGGCGCUGCUGCCAUGCCCACCGCCAUCCUCGGCGCUCAGGUCCUCGCCGCCGGCGCCGCCAUCUUUGCUGCUCUCUAAACAGGGUAGCCGACUCCGGCAAUGGGACCCGGGAGAUCCUGGGCCUUGCAGAUACUCUCUGACCUUUACAUACAUGCAUCUUGGUGGUGUAUUAGAAGUCCCCGUCGUCUGGGGAUGAGUGACUUCCUGAAGAGGAGGAUUAAUUGAUAAGGAGAGAGGGUUUUAGCAUGGAGUAGCAAGCAUAUCUUAUGACACAUUAUCACGAGACACGGUUCAAAGCGAGCGCAUCAUAGUUUUAUAUCUAGUACAUAAUCCAAACGGCAUCAAUUCA